AUGGAUUUUACCAAACCACAUUCAUUAAGUUUGGACGGAAACUUAAAAGAAAAUUGGAAAAGAUUUAAAUUACAAUUCGACAUAUAUUCAACCGCAACAAAAACUAAUAAAGAAGAUGCUGAAGUUCUAGUGGCGAGACUACUUAGCUGUGCUGGACGAGAAGCUAUUGAACUUUUCCAAACCUUCAAUAUGACCGAAGCUGAUAGAAAAGUUCCAACAAAAGUGGUGGAACAAUUCGAAAAAUAUUGUAACCCACGCACGAAUAUAGUCUACGAACGAUACGUAUUCUACAAAAGGGCACAAAAAGAAGGCGAACCAUUCGAUCAUUUCUUAAAAGACAUAGCCACAUUAGUGGAGAACUGUGGCUUUGAUGGUCACAAAGACGACAUGCUGAGGGACAGAAUUGUCAUUGGGAUCAUCAAUCAGAAUACCCAGACGCAGCUACUUAAAAUUGAGAACCUGACACUAGAGAAAGCAAUCGAAACAUGCCGAAUCGCAGAGACGACAAUGGAGCAAAGCAAGGUUAUGCAGAGGACAUCGGAGGAUCCUAAAUCGGAGAUUCAUGCAAAUUCACAUUCCAAUAAAUUUGUACAGAGACGUGUGCACCAGCCAUCAGGAAAUAAUAAUCGAUACAACACUGGAUCAGGAAACAUAUGCAAGUACUGUAAUUUGAGUCAUGUGAGAGGUCUUGAAUCUUGCGUAAAGUUAGGCCUUAUAAGUCGCGUUAAUUCAGUUGAGCCUAAAAGUUCAGUGUUACGUGAUUUUAUAGAGAAGAAUAAAGAUGUUUUCAUGGGUCAGGGUAGAUUUCCUGACAAAUGUGCAUUGGAAUUAGAUAGUUCAACUUGUCCGGUUAGUAAGCCACCCCGCAGAAUUCCACUUAGUAUAAGAGCAAAGGUUUACGAUACUCUUAAGAAAAUGGAACAGAAAAAUAUAAUUACAAAGGUUGAGACUCCUUCAGAUUGGUCACAUAAUAUGGUUAUAGUGGAAAAGGGUGACAAAUCUAUUCGCAUUUGUUUAGAUCCAAGAGACUUAAACGUAGGAUUAAAACAAGAACAUCAUUUGAUACCCAAAAUAGAAGAUUUUAUUUUUAAAAUGCAAGGCAUGAAGUUCUUUUCUAUAUUGGACUUUAAAGAGGGUUUCUGGCAACUAGAACUAAAUGAAGAAUCAAAAAAUCUCACGGUAUUUAGUACACCGUUUGGAACUUACCGGUAUGAAGUCUUACCUUUUGGUAUCAAAACCGCCCCUGAGAAAUUUCAGAAACUUAAUGACAAAUAUUUUAGAAACUUGCCUGGUGUAUUUGGAUAUAUUGAUGAUUUAAUUAUUGGAGGCAAAACAUUAUUAGAGCAUGAUAAGAAUUUAGAUAGAGUAUUGCAAAGGGCCAGAGAGAUAAACAUAAAAUUUAAUGAGAAAAAAGUUCAGUAUAGGGUUGAGAAGGUUAAGUAUUUAGGGCACAUCUUUUCAUCUGAGGGAAUAUCGCCAGAUCCAAAACGAAUUGAAUCGAUUAGACAUAUUCAGACACCCUCUAAUAAAAAUGACCUACAAAAAAUAUUAGGCACGAUUAACUAUCUACGCUCGUUUAUUCCGAAUUUAGCUGAGUUAUCAGCUCCUAUGAGAGAUUUACUUAAGAAAGAAAAUAUUUUUCGCUGGUCACCAGCACAUGAGAAAGCACUGAACGAUAUUAAAAAUGCAAUUGUCAAUGCUAGCACGUUACGUUCUUUUGAUCCCGAUUUACCAAUAAUUAUACAGACAGACGCAUCACAGAAUGGACUAGGCUGUUGCUUACUCCAGGAAGGAAGGCCAGUUUCUUUUGCGUCAAAAAGCAUGACUAAAACUGAAACUUCUUAUGCACAGAUCGAAAAAGAAUUCUUGGCGAUCGUGUAUGGAUGUCAAAAAUUUCAUGAUUAUAUUUAUGGCCGGCACAUAACUAUCCAUACGGACCACAAGCCACUCGUGUCCAUAAUAAAUAGAUCUUUAGAAAAAACAUAUUCUGUCAGAUUGCAACGUAUGAAAGUCAAACUUUUUAAAUACGAUCUUGAAAUCAAAUAUGUGCCAGGUAAAGAUCUUCAUAUAGCUGAUUUGCUUUCUCGAAACUCACAACCUGAUUAUGAAAUAAAUUUAGAAAACAUUUUAACAGAUGUUGUCCAUAGCGUUAGCAUGAGUGACCCUAAGAAAAUACAGUAUCAAGAACAUACUACUCAAGAUGAAAUUUUAAGCAAUUUAAUAGAACUUAUGAAUAAAGGAUGGCCUAACUCUAAGAACAAAUUACCAGAUCAUAUGAAAUUCUAUUGGAAUAUAAAAGAUAAAAUUUGUUUUGAAGAUGGACUAGUUUUUUACGAAGAUAGGAUAUUUGUUCCUAAAACAUUAAAAAAUGAAACGUUAAAGGCUUUACAUGAAAAUCAUUUUGGUAUCACCAAAACUAUUUCACGGGCUAAAACGUUAUUUUACUGGCCAACGAUGGCUCAGGAUAUUGAAAAUAUGAUAUACAGGUGUCCAAUCUGUGAAAAAUUUCGAAGUUCAAAUAUAAAACAGAGUUUGCAUCCGCAUGAAAUCCCAGAGUAUCCUUACCAAAAAGUUGGUUGCGAUAUUUUGGAAUUUGAAGGAAAAUCAUUUUUAGUUGUCAUAGAUUAUUUUUCGCGCUGGUUUGAUUUAAAAAAGCUACCAAAUAAAACAGCCAAAAGUGUUGUUAACAUAUUAAAAGAAAUUUUUGCCACUCAUGGAAUACCGGAAAUGGUGGUUUGUGAUAACCAGCCAUUUAAUUCGUUUGAAUGCCAUAAUUUUGAAAACGACUGGGGUCUAAAGUUCAAUUAUUCAAGUCCGCGCUAUCCUCGCUCUAAUGGACUAGCAGAGAAGGCAGUUGAUAUUGCUAAAACUAUGAUGAGGAAGUCUAAGGAAAGUAAUAAGGAUAUUAACAUUUUUCUACUUGAAUAUCGAACAACAAUCAUUCCAAGUUUAGGUUAUACCCCAUCACAGUUAUUAAAUAGUAAGUUACUUAAAACAAAACAUCCUGUUGCUAAAAGCCUACUUAUACCAAAAACCGUACCCUUUGAAGUCAGGGACAAGAUGUCCCUUAUAAAAGAGAAACAACAGAAUUGGUAUAACAAAAAUAGUAGGAAUUACGAAUUUAGUCUUACAAAAGGGGAUAAUGUUGUUUAUAGGAGGGAUGGAAGAUGGGAACCAGCCAAGAUUGUAGGAGCAGCCGAAUCUCCUAGGUCCUAUUUAAUACGCAAUGAAUACAAUCAGAUAUUACGCAGAAAUAGUUUACACUUACGCAAAUCGUAUAAUGAGCCACAAUUUAAGCCUCCAGAAGAUUCAGUUACUGAAGAUAAAAUUGAAACUCAAAUUGAAACUCCUAAGCAGCCUACCUUGUCACAACCGAUUGAAAAGCCAACGACCUCGUCAACUAACAAUCACAAGCAACAUCACUACAUCACUAGGUACGGGCGCAAAUGUGUAAAACCUGAUUUAUAUAAACCGUAA
This is a messenger RNA of Eupeodes corollae, 3477 nucleotides long. RefSeq lists its product as uncharacterized. Lineage: Eukaryota; Metazoa; Arthropoda; Insecta; Diptera; Syrphidae. The transcript has 3 exons. Gene Ontology annotation, molecular function: nucleic acid binding. Gene Ontology annotation, biological process: DNA integration. The record is from RefSeq and is a predicted model, not a curated record. The coding region runs from base 1 to 3477 and encodes 1158 amino acids.